Molecule: messenger RNA, 4763 nt
Organism: Diabrotica virgifera virgifera (western corn rootworm)
Lineage: Eukaryota; Metazoa; Arthropoda; Insecta; Coleoptera; Chrysomelidae
Gene: chn
Product: protein charlatan
Exons: 3
Coding region: 27-2777 (916 amino acids)
Biological process (GO): regulation of transcription by RNA polymerase II
Cellular component (GO): chromosome
Molecular function (GO): DNA-binding transcription factor activity; chromatin insulator sequence binding; RNA polymerase II cis-regulatory region sequence-specific DNA binding
Source: RefSeq, a predicted model, not a curated record
CUCCUCUGUGAGAGGGUUUCAUCACUAUGGAAGUGGCAAUGCCCAUGACAGGCAGUGCUAUCGACUGUUAUGAGGACAUGUUCAAAGAGAUUACAAGAAAGCUGUAUGGAGAAGAUGGAUUGCCAGAUCUUAGUGCCAACGAAAGGUUAGCUUCCACAAGCACAGAUAGAGGUCUAACACCCAUAGAAUAUGAAGUGGAAAACCCUAUACUAAAACCCGAAGAACACUUAACUGCUUUCGGGUUAGCCGCUCUUAUGCAAAAUGGUUUUCCACCUAGUGGUAUAUUAAAUCCUAGCUUUCAAUGUCAUAAACCUAAUACUGGGACAAUAUUGAAUACUACUUAUGAGGAUAAGUGGAUAUCGAGCGAAGAGAAUUUGCAAUGGACAGAGUCGAAGAUAGCCACGUACAAUCCAGCACAAAAGCUGUAUAGAUGUUCUGAAUGCGACUGUGUAGGAUAUCUUCUUCGAGUCGCUGAGCAUUGGUUAGGAACGCAUUCUACACUCAGAGCUUUCCAUUGUCCUCAAUGCCCGUAUGAAAGCGCUUGGGCUAGAUGUGUAAGAAUACAUCUAAAUAGGCAACAUAAUAUCAACACUGACGAAUCCUGCGAUACGUUUACCAAAGACAAUCCCGUACUUCAAGAGAUUGUUAAAUAUUUACAAAAGUUGAAAAACAAAUUAGAAAGUAAUUGCAAUAAGAAUUCUGCACCGAGUACGGUGCAGAGUGAGGACUAUCACAGUCAGUCAAUGAACAGUUCUUCUACAAUAUCAAAUGCUUCCCAAACAAUGAAUAAUGGUUCUUCCGGUACUGGUGAACCAAAUAGUAAUACGUCUAAGCGCUACAGUUGUACUUUUUGUCCUUAUGCUACAGAUCGAAGGGAUUUGUUCACUAGGCAUGAAAACAUCCACAGGGAAGAGAAGCCUUUUCAGUGCUACGUCUGUCAAAAACAGUUCAACAGGGCAGAUCACGUAAAGAAACAUUUCUUGAGGAUGCAUCGAGAUCAUCCGUAUGAUUUAAAUAGGAUUAGACGACAUCCGCCUAAAAAUGCUUCUGGAAUGUCGUAUUAUCAAAAAUAUAACUCCAAUAUAACGAAUCAAUCCAGUGAUUUAUCAACGAUAAGCUCUCUAUCUAUUCCUGGCUUUAAUAACAUGUCGAGAGCUCCUCAAAUGAAUACGAGAGUCCAACAAUCCGACCUAAAAACGAACGUGAAAACAGGAAGCCUUUCCCGGAGUAAUGGAAAGAAAAAGGGAGAAAAACGAUUCACUUGCUGUUACUGUUCAUGGAGCGGUGUCGACAAUUGGUGCCUUAAAAGACAUAUGAACACACAUUUGAAGCCGUUUGUGUGUGGUUUGUGUGACUACAAAGCUGCUAGAUCCGAGCGACUGGCCACUCAUGUUUUGAAAGUGCACAAUAAGAGAGCAUGCAGCAAAUGCAAUUAUCUGGCUGAUGAUUUGACGCAGUUGUCGGCACACCAACAGGAGCAGCACCCUCUAGAACAAAGAAACAGAACAAAUAGCAGUAACAUUCUAAGAACGACUACAUUUAAUGGUAAUGCAUCCACUUCUGCUUCCAAUUCUAUUACAAAUCAGAACACCGUUCCUUGUAGUAGUAGUCAACCACAGAAUCUGCUUAAAACCCACGAUCUAACCACAGCAGCAGCCUUACUUCAACAGAGCAACCGUUUUCUUCAAAGCGAUGCCAAAACGUGGAAACAACACAUCCCGAAGCAGCAUGGAGCCGCUCGACUUUUCAGCUACAUGGAGGCUAGUGACGGAUCAGAGCCAGAGAGUGAGCCGCGCGUAGCUGAGGACAUGAGUAGAAUAAAUCUUAGCCAUCGAAUCCAGUCGGAUUUUCCUGAGGCGGGAGAUGUUGGCAAUCAAGUUGACGAAGAACACGGAGAAGAAACGGAGCUUCCCCUUUUCGUCUGCCAAACAUGCGGUUGCGAGUUUGAAGAUGACCUUUCUCUAGAAACCCAUCAAUAUACUCACCGACAUUCUGCAACAUCUCCCGCUAAAACCGAACAUUCGAAAGAGAAUGUUGAUCCAGAUCUAAAAUACCGUUGUCGCUUGUGCGAUGCAGCUUAUGACCACCAAUCAUCCAUCAUAGCACAUAUGGUCAUUCAUACAACUUUAGGAGCAGAUACCCUAGGUCCGCCAGUGAUACAAAGCAAAAGAUCCAGAAAACAGAAUCAACCAAAGAAACUGGUUCUACCGUUUUGGGAUCCAGAGGAAAUAGAAGUGGUAAGACAUCUUAAUAUCAAACUAAGACGGUGGAAAGAAACUUUGUCGACUUCAAUUGUAGGUGUAAAUAGGUUAGUUGAUAAACAUGUGGCAAAGUUGGUAACUAGAAAGGGCCUGGCGUGCAUUUGGUGCAAAAACACUGGUUUAAGUAAGUUUCAUACCAAAGGAACGCUGGCCCUUCAUCACUAUUGGAGGCAUACUCGAAAAAAAUUUAAAUGUGAACAUUGUGAUAUGGCUUUCAAACAUCGAUAUCAAACCGUGCUCCAUAGCAGCCGUGUACAUACGAACCAGAAGUCUCAAUUUGUGCCUACGGUGCUUCCCAAAGAACCAAUGCAUUUAGCACUUAGUGCUGAAUCUGUAUGCUCUUCCCAGGACACCAGUCUCUUCUUUAGCAACACACAUACUGUAUAUGUACCUGACGCAACAAUGUCUAAUGCACAUAAAUUAGGAAUGUCGUUCUUCGAUCAUUCUUUUAUACAUCCAAGUAAUGCUAUAAAUAAUCAUAUGCCAAUUAUAAUACCAACAUUUCCACCCAAUUGAACAUAAAAAAAUUUAUUUACCUAUCCAAAGCAUAGAAUUUUCCUAAUAUUCAUUAUUAUACUUCCAUUUUACUAUAAUACGACAAAUGUAGCUAACGAUAAUGACAAUAAAAUUGAAUAGCAUGUAGCUAAAGAAGAUAAAUAUUUCAGGGACAAAGAUAAAAGAGAAUAAACGUUAUAUACAGGGUGUUUGGUAAAUAAUGGGCCAUAGCUUAACCUUAGAUUCCUGGGGUUAAAAUAGGUCGAUUUAAGCUAACUUACUUUAGUACGAAAGUUGAUGAUAAUAAUAUUAUAAUAUAUGAUAUUAUAAUACAGGGUGUCAAAGUUAAACUUGUAUUUUAUUUAUUUUUGAAUAUUUCCUGACAGGCAUGGGACAACAACACGAAAUUUGGUAAGUGGUGCUGGUACUGUCCACCCUACUAAAUUAUCUUAAACAAACGUUUCUGGCUACUACCAGAGGCGUACGGCGGGGAACGUGAAUGGUUGACCCUUCCCAAAUUCUACGCCACUGGUGGAAUUGCCAUUUUAGUGCAAUUUUUUGAUUUUCGUAUACAGUGGAACCUCGAUAAGUCGGCCCCCGAUAACCCGGAAGUCCGGCUAACCCGGACCGAUUUUCAUCAGAACAUUUCAACAAUAAAAAUUUAUGUAUUAUGUUAAAACAUUUUAUCUGUAGCCUCUUCUGGAAUGUCUUAAAAAUAUCGAGUUUCAUUGAUAAAACUUCGCUUGGACCAUAAUAUAAUAUUUGCGAGAUAAUGGGUAUUUGUGUAAUUUGAACUAUACGAUAGUAAAAAUGACUCAUGGCACACGGCGGCGGCGGCAGAGCGAUGUUAAUUAUCUGGGGCUAUCGCAAACAACAGGCACCUGUUAUUCCUUUAUUUAUUUCCAACUGUCUUUUAAAAAAUUAUUUUUUAAACAAUGGUCUUUUAAACAAUGAAAGAGCUACUGUUCUUAAAUAACAUAACAUUGUUCCGAUGGCAAACGAAAUUGACACAACCGAAACUGACUGAGUUUUUUUACCUAGAAAUGAACAAUACUCUAUACUGUCUAUAGUCUAUACUAUACUCUAUACAACUAUAGGUAAGUUAGAUGUGUACUGUGCAUAUAUAUUUCAUUUUAUUUUAAUUAUAACGGACUUUAUCAAUCUAUAAGUAUACCGUAUUUUAUUAAUUUUUACCAUGCUCUCCGGCUAACCCGGAUUUUCGAUAACCCGGAUCGGCCGCGGUCCCGAUUAAUCCGAGUUAUCGAGGUUCCACUGUACUUUCUAUGUCGUAACGAUAAAGCCAUUAGUUUUUGAGAUAUUUGAAGCUAAAAACGAAGGAUCAUAAUACAUUAAUCAAAAUAAGUGUGCUUUUUCAUUUUAACUUCAAAUAUCUCGAAAACUAAUGACUUUAUUGUUACGAAUGAAGAGUAUAUUAUUUGCAUAAAAAGUAUUGGAGAAUCUAAAAAUUAUAUAUAUCAUAAGGAUAUGUCAAAUAGUUUUAUAGUACCGGGCACACAUAGUUCUUAAAGUUUUAAAUAAAGAAUAAAUUAUUAAAAAAAAAGAAUACUUAAAAAUAAUUUGACAUAUCCAUGUCAUACUUGGCAGAAAGUGUAGGCACUGUACACCCUACUAAAUUAUGUUAAAUAAUCGUUUCUGGCUACUACCAGAGGCGUACGACAGGGGAAAGGGAAUGGUUGACCCUUCCCAAAUUCUACGCCACUGAGGAAACUGCUACUUUAGCAUAAUUUUUAUAUUCUCCAAUACUUUCGAUGCAAAUAAUAUACUCUUUAUUCGUAACGAUAAAUUCAUUAGUUCUCGAGAUAUUUGAAGUUAAAAAUGAAAAGGCACACUUAUUUUGAUUAAUGUAUUAUGCUUUCGAAAACUAACGGCUUUAUCGUUACUAAUGAAGAGUAUGUUAUUUACAUAGAAAGUAUUGGAGAAACAAAAAAUUGCACUAAAAUAGCAAUUCUGCCAGUGGCGUAGAAUUUGGGAAGGGUCAACCAUUCA